Messenger RNA from Scatophagus argus, 1655 nucleotides. It is a transcript of the gene rpp38, whose product is annotated as ribonuclease P/MRP 38 subunit. Bases 188 to 976 code for a protein of 262 amino acids. Gene Ontology annotation, cellular component: ribonuclease MRP complex; fibrillar center; nucleolar ribonuclease P complex. Gene Ontology annotation, molecular function: ribonuclease P activity; ribonuclease P RNA binding. The transcript has 2 exons. Lineage: Eukaryota; Metazoa; Chordata; Actinopteri; Scatophagidae. The record is from RefSeq and is a predicted model, not a curated record. Gene Ontology annotation, biological process: tRNA 5'-leader removal.
GCCAUUGCUGUCGUUCUGUUCAUUGAACAUUUGUCGGCGCUGCGGACCUUUUUAAAUAAAGUUUAAUACAAAGAAGAUGGCGGCGCCCUGUAGUUAACCCGUGGUGUUGGACUGAAAAAACAACCCUGCUUUUGCUGUAUUAAAAAUCAGGAUUUCCUUCUCUGUUCAACAUAUUGCCAGAUGAGGUAUGGCCACUGCAGGAAAGCCAGUUAAAAAGGACUUCAAAAGGAAAAUUCCAGCCAAGACCUCCUUCAUCUCACCAUUCACUCCAAAAUGGAGCCCACUUCCCCAGGAAGACAUGCAUUUCAUCCUGGAAACCCUGAAGGACAAGCUGCUUUCAACAGGUCUUGAGAAGAAAGAGGUGAAAGUUUUUCACCCAUGGAGGAAAAAGAAAGAGCAGAAACCCACUGCCACAUCAGAACCCGAUCUCCAGGUGAGCCAGGUGCAGGAUUCUUCCAAAAACGGCUGGACAGACGUGGCAGCCAGAAGACAACUGGCCAUUGGCAUCAACGAGGUCACCAAAGCUCUGGAGAGGAACGAGCUCAAACUGGUGCUUGUGUGUAAGUCUGUCAGGCCUAAACACAUGACAGAUCAUCUGAUAACGCUGAGCGCGACAAGAGGUGUGCCCGCCUGCCAGGUGCCUCGGCUCAGCCAGAGCCUGUCCCAGCCUCUGGGGCUGAAAAGCGUCCUUGCACUGGGAUUCAGACGGUGUGCCUCCAGUGAUGGUGAGCUGUUCACUGACACCGUGGAUGCCAUUACACCCAGAGUGCCUUCACUGGAUGUUGCGUGGUUGCAAGUUGCAGCACCUAAAGACUCUGUUGCUGUGGAAGAGGAGGAGGAUGCAGGCGGGAAGAAGGGCCAUAAAAGGAAGCUCAAGACUGAAUCUGAGGAGUCUGCCUCCUCCUGCACUCUGCAACCUCUCAAAGUGAAAAAAAUCAUUGCUAAUCCUGCAAGGAAAAGAAAAAGAAAGUCAUAACCAAUCAAUGCCUAGAUAUUUAAAGGACCAUUUAAUAUGGUUUUGUUCAUUUUGGCCCAGUGUUUUCCAGUUUUUGUUUUUUAAUGAUUAUUUUUUCACUUUUGAAUUUUAAAAUGAAGCUGUCUUUUUGUGACCCCCCUUGUCACAGGUUAUGGCUUUUAGUGUGGACAUGAGUCAUAACUUUCUUGUUUGUUUCAUUUAAAGGCCUGAAGAUGUGAAAAUAGCUUGUAUUUCAAAGUAAAGCUUGCAAACCAGCUUACAAAGACUCAAAACCUGUUUUGAGAUAAGUACAUAAUGCAUUACAGUGAUUCAGAACCAAAACACUUGAUGGAUCAACAGGUUUCUGCUUUUUUUGUGGGCAAUUUGGAGAUGUCACAAUGGUGUCUAAGAACUAUUGAUUAUUUCUUUGUUUUCUUUCUAGCUUUCUAAAGCAAGUCUCUGUUCUCAUACUUCACUAAGAUAAAAAGGAAACCAGCACUGGAGGGUAUGAUAGUUCACAUGAUUUUUAUCAACUUGGUUAAAAAUAACCCUGGUGUGAUCCUUUUAUUUAUCAUUAGCCAGAGACGGGCACAACAUAGGACAUUUAAGUUGGUGUGAAUAAGUUGUGUUUGUGUUUCUGAAUCAAACUGUAUGUGUGAUGGCAGCCUCUCCAGUAAAAACAACUUCAAUUUAAACCCAC